GGAAUUUACCAAAAUACAUUAGUAGUAGUUUUUUGCUUGUUAGAGCUUGUUAGAAGGAUACAUGCCUCAUGGAAGAGUUACAUAAUGCUUUGAGCACUCUCUAUGCGAGCGUAGAUCGCAAUCAAAAGUUACAAGCAAACUCCUAUUUGGAAGAAUUUCAGAAAAGUGCUACAGCAUGGCAAAUAUGUUUCCAAAUCUUAAAUACGGGUGACAGUAGCAUUGAAUCAAAACUAUUUGCUGCACAGACACUGCGACAGAAGAUUGUAUACGAUUUUCACCAGCUACCAAAGUCUGUUCAUGCUGAGUUGCGAGACAGUAUGAUGCAACUAUUCAUUUCUUCAAAGGAUAGCCCGAGACCAUUAUUGAUAUCAUUUGCAGUCUGUAUGGCUGCAAUUGCUUUGCAUAUGACUGAAUGGCACAAUGUGAUUAAUGAUGUCUUCCAAGCCUGUAGCACUCAUGAUCCGACAGGUCGCUGUAUCUUACAAUUCUUGUCAGUUUUGCCAGAGGAAGCAGCUGAUCCACGAAAAACAUCUUUGACUUGGGAAGAACUCUGUGCUCGUAUAGAUGAAUUACUGCGGGAUAAUGGUCCUGCUGUACUAGAAUUGCUUCUGCAAUAUGUAAACAGUAAUAUUUAUGCUGAUGGAACCUCUAGCGUUGAUUUGAACCUCGUACUGACCAGUUUGACGUCCUGGCUUCGCGAAAUCCCUCUAGAUAAAAUACUCUCAUCCCCGUUGAUCGAACUCGCAUUUCGAUCCUUGGAUAAUGAUAUGCUCAUUGAUGAUGCAGUCGAAUUUCUUUGUGCUGUCUUUAACGAAACGAGGGAAGUAGAUGAAUCAAUGGAUAUGAUUAUGAUGCUUUAUCCCCGUUUACUAGAUCUUCGUCCAAAAAUUAUCGCUCAAAAAGACGACCCAGAUGCCUUUCGUGCAAUCGGUCGACUAUUCACUGAGGCCGGAGAAUCUUGGGUGGUCUUAAUGGCCCGAAUGCCUAAUGAAUUUCUACCGUUGGUAGAAUCUAUUGUACAGAUAUGUGCUAACGAUGAAGAGUUAGAAGCAAUUAAAUUUACUUUUGCUUUUUGGUGGGAUAUGAAGCAAAUGCUAGAAUUAGAAGCGUAUACUCAAGCUCGUGCUAUAUAUGCCCCGCUCUUUUUGGAGAUGGUUGGUAUUGUGGUAAGCCAUUUGCAUUACCCACGAGCGGAUAAUCAACUCUUAAAUGAUCAAAUGGCUCAAGCUGAAGUUUUCUUCGAUGAUCGUGAAUCUGAGGACCGCUUCCGUGCGUUCCGUCAUGAAAUGGGCGAUGUGUUAAAAGAUUGCUGUGCGGUUGUAGGAGUAACUCCAUGUUUGCUUAAAGUUUCUACCAAGCUUUUGGAAACGUUGGAUGCGAAGGAAUCUGGUCUGCCUUACUUUUGGCAAGAUAUAGAAGCCCCUUUAUUCGCUUUGCGUGCUAUGGGACGUAUGGUACCAACUGAUGAAGAUAAAAUUAUCGUUCAUAUGCUGAGAUUCCUUCCGAAGCUUCCUGAAAACAAUAAGGUGCGUUAUGCUGCAAUUUUAUUUGUAGGAAGAUAUACUGAAUGGACUGCACAACAUCCUGAGUAUUUGGAAAUGCAGCUAAACUAUAUCGCAGAAGGAUUUCAAAUUCCUUGCAAAGAAGUCCAAAGUGCUGCCGCACAAGCUAUGAAGCAUUUCUGUUCUGAUUGCCGUGAGCAUCUCGUAAAUCAUCUUCCACAGUUACAUUCGUUUUACCUUAGCAUGAGAGAAGUACUAGAUCCUCAAUCUAUUCUUGAGAUUGCUGAGGGUUUGGCACAUAUUGCUGCCAUUCAACCUAUCACCAAUACCUAUCAAUCACUGCACAGUUUUAUUGCUCCUUCAUUGCAGAAAAUUGUGUUAAGCCAAACAAAGACUGGACACACGGAGCGUGAAAUCGAAGCGGUGGCUGAUGAAAUAGAUAUACUUAUAAUUUUCUUUUCUAUUGUCUACCCACUGAGUUCCUCACAUGAGAUCCAUCCUACUGUUCAACUCUGUUUAGACAUAUGGCCAGCCGUGGCCAGAACUCUGGAUACAAUUCCUAGCGCAUUGAUAUGUGAGCGUAUUUGCAAGCUUUUGAAGAAUGUGAUUAUGACCUUCCGAGAAAAAGCUCUAGUAUUACUGCCGUCAAUUGCGGAAACACUAGUGAAAGGGUUCGAGUGUACACAGUUUGGCUGUUUUCUAUGGGUCAGUGGAACGUGCGUUCGGGAGUUCGGCGUAAUUGAGAUGGAUGAACAAACCCAAGUGUCUGUUUGGGGCUUUGUAGAAAGACAAUGUACAAACAUGUUCUAUUAUAUGACGAAAAAAUCACCGAAAGAAAUCCCGGAUGUGAUAGACGAUUUUUUCCGGUUUAUGAUGGAUGCCCUGUUGGCAAAUCCACAGCGAGUAUUCAUGAGUGACUUGCUGGAACCAUUGAUCCAUGCAUCCUUAGUUUGUCUGCAAGUGAACCAAGACGAAUCUCUUUGUAGUGUAUUGGUUUAUUUACAAGAUCUUGUUUCAUUCGCACUGAGGACGCCUCCUUAUACUCUUUCUGAGCCAGUUUCAGAAACACUAUUAAAAAAAUUACGACUUUUAGUGCUAAAUAACUCUCAACAAAUGUUUAGCAUUUUAUUUAACGGAAUGGCCUUCAUUUUCCCUCGAAAUAAUGUUUCGGAUGCUUCUGCGGUCCUAAUACCUUUAAUUCGUUUGAUAUGCAUGGAGAACAGUAGCCUUUGCGUUCAAUACUUGUCAAGUGUGCUGGAUCAACUUCCGCAAGAUACAAUCGGUCAAGAGGAGAAGGUUAAGUUUUUGGAAACAUUUUCCCGUCAUUGCGAAUCUUCUGAAAUGCCUCGUUUACGUGCACAUCUACAAGAUUGGACGUCUAUGUACCGCAGGAGGGUGCUUUCACCGCGAUCAAAAGGCAUAACAUUGUCAUCUUAGCUUCUUUCAAGAGAUGAUGAAUUUACAUGAUUAAAACAAAAGUGAAGGAAUUAAAAAGAACGAAAAACAAGUACUCGAUAAUUAAUGAUAAAUAUGAGUGGAUAGAUGGAUUGGUUUUUUAAUCUUACUUCCUAUUGUGGUUUGCCAAAAGA
Molecule: messenger RNA, 3091 nt
Organism: Schizosaccharomyces octosporus yFS286
Lineage: Eukaryota; Fungi; Ascomycota; Schizosaccharomycetes; Schizosaccharomycetales; Schizosaccharomycetaceae
Product: karyopherin
Exons: 2
Coding region: 69-2939 (956 amino acids)
Biological process (GO): protein import into nucleus
Cellular component (GO): nuclear membrane; cytoplasm
Molecular function (GO): small GTPase binding
Source: RefSeq, a predicted model, not a curated record